Messenger RNA from Chroicocephalus ridibundus (black-headed gull), 2489 nucleotides. RefSeq names its product protein tyrosine phosphatase non-receptor type 7 (gene PTPN7). The record is from RefSeq and is a predicted model, not a curated record. Lineage: Eukaryota; Metazoa; Chordata; Aves; Charadriiformes; Laridae. Gene Ontology annotation, biological process: signal transduction; peptidyl-tyrosine dephosphorylation. The coding region runs from base 230 to 1321 and encodes 363 amino acids. Gene Ontology annotation, molecular function: protein tyrosine phosphatase activity; protein kinase binding. The transcript is spliced from 10 exons. Gene Ontology annotation, cellular component: cytosol; cell junction; plasma membrane.
AAGCGGCAGAGGCAGCAGCUCCUUUGAUAAGCAGCUUCCUGAACACUUUCAAACCGUAGUGUUACACCGACAGGCGUGGUGCCUGCGGGCCUGUGCCGGGAACCAACGGAGCCCAUGCCGCGGGGCAGCAGCUGCUUCUCCUCCAAUGGCUCCUUGAUUCCCCAGGAGCUGAGGACACCCCGUGUCCACUCCCCGUGCUUCAGGACGAGGGCUCCGUGGCUGCCGCAGCAUGGUACAAGCCUGCUUGGUGUGCUCCAGAGUUCAUAACGGCAGCCUGACAGCCCAGGCAGCCAGGGCAGACAUGGACAAGACGGACAAGCCCAGUCCCUCUGCCAAGAAGCACGUGCGUCUUCAGGAGAGGAGGGGUUCCAACGUGUCGUUGAUGCUGGACAUGAGCUCGCUGGGGAGCGUGGAGCCCAUCCAGCCCGUCUGUACGCCUCGUGACAUCACGCUGAAGUUCCUGAGGACGUCCAGCCACGUGCUGAGGAGAGAGGAGCUCCAGCAAUGCGCCCAGAGCCUGACACAGCUCCAGGAGGAGUUUUCGAAAAUCCCACCCAACUUCGUCAGUCCGGAGGAGCUGGAGAUCCCUGGACAUGCCUCCAAGGACAGAUACAAAACCAUCCUCCCCAAUCCUGAGAGCCGGGUCUGUCUCAGGAGGGCAGGGAACCAGGAGGAAGACAGCUACAUAAAUGCCAACUACAUCACGGGCUACGCGGGGCGGCCCCGGGAGUACAUUGCCACCCAGGGACCCAUGCUGAACACCGUGACCGACUUCUGGGAGAUGGUGUGGCAGGAGGAGGCGCCCCUCAUCGUCAUGAUAACCAAGCUCCAGGAGCGCAAAGAGAAAUGUGUCCACUACUGGCCCGAGAAGGAGGGCACCUACGGUCCCUUCACCAUCCGGGUGCAGGGCACGAGCGAGUGUGUGGAGUACGUCGUCCGGGAUCUCUCCAUCCAGCUUGAAGGUGAAUGCCGCCAGGUCAAACACAUCCUCUUCCCUUCCUGGCCGGACCAGCAGACGCCCGAGUCAGCCAAACCCCUGCUGCACUUGGUCUCCAAGGUGGAAGAAACUCUGCAGGCUGCAGCCAGCCCAGGGCCCAUCGUUGUACACUGCAGCGCAGGCAUUGGCCGGACAGGCUGCUUUAUUGCUACCAGGAUGGGGUGCCAGCAGCUGAAGGACAAGGGGGAGGUGGAUAUCCUGGGAAUCGUGUGCCGUCUCCGCAUAGACAGAGGCGGCAUGAUCCAGACGAGUGAGCAGUACCAGUUCCUCCAUCACACACUAGCUCUCUAUGCUUCGCAGUUGCCGGAGGUGGGCGGCCAGUAGCGCAGGGCUCCCACCGGGCUGCCGGCUCCCCGCUCCGACCUCUCUUGCGCCAGCCGUGGGAACAUCUCCACCAAAACCCCUGCUGCUGCCAUCGGGCCACAGAGCAGCAGCACAAGCAUCCCUGGAUGAGUACAGCCAAGCUAAUCCAUGGGGAUUGUGGCCUUGUUGACCCUGGGGAGGAGCAGGGUUUGGUGGGUUCGCAGAAGGGAUGCAGUGGGUGCUCAAGGUGGCCGUUGCUGAUGGCUUGAGGCAGGUUUCACCCCUGGAAAGAAGCUUUGGCUUUCGAAACAUGCAACAUUUUAUCCUCAACCAGAAGAGCAAGCUGUACGGAGGAACUGAAGCUGGGUGAGCCCUGGGAGCACGGUUUGCCUUAUAGCUGUGCAGAAAUGUUUACCCCAUUAGAUGUGGAGCUGGUACAAUUACCCUGCAAAUAAACCGAGCCCCUCUCCUGAUUUUGUAUCAUCUGUGGGCAGAGGUUGCGCUGCGUGCAGGGCUGGGCUUGCUCCCAACACGCGCUGCAAUGCUCUUCUUGCUAAAGAUACACCUUGAUGAUUUAGUAGAAUAGGUGUGGAGUUGAUUGCCUUCGUUAGGUGGCUUGCUUUCCUCUCCACCUUUGGCUGACACCUUCUCAACAGUCCUAAAGUAGGGGAGAUUCCUAAGUGUGGCUGCAGUUUUGCAAGCAAUGUGGUCCCUUUUGUUACAGGAGGGUGGGGGUUUUUCAUUCUUGGAUUUUUGCUGAAAUCAGAACUAGAUAAUAUUUGGGUUUUGUUUUUUUUCAAUGAUAAAUUUGCGGGGAAAUAAGGAAGAGGGAGAAACAUUUUGGCACAAACCAUGGAGAUGGAAAUAUUCUGUAAAAUAUUUUAAGGCCAUUCAAAGCUGGCCUUCCGUUGAUGAGAGUUGCACAGGCUGUUGGGCAGUGAGGACUGAUAAGAGGCCGGGGGCUGCCUAGCCUGCGCCUGCCUGUGCCCACGAGCCUUGAGGUGGCCCACUUGGUGGGUGAGAUUGAGGGAAAAAAGGGUCAAUCCUCUUGUCAAGAGUGUCUGAGCUUGCCUCGGCUCCUGAAGCAUCCCCAGAUCAGGGCUGUGUGCGUGGACCUCCCUCCACUGCUCUGAAGUUCCCCAAAAUGCACUUGAAUGGCUGCCAAUGGUUUUGCCCUAGUGCCUGUUCU